AUGGAAAAAUGCACUGUGAAUGUAGAAAAUAGAAUAUUCAGACCCGUGUUUUUAUUCCGUUCAGCCUCGGACGAUUGCCAUCCAGCGCAGGAGAGCAGUCACACCUAUGGCGAUCAGUUGGGCUUCUGCAGCUCAAGGCAUUUGCAGCGUGAUCCCUACCAUCUCAGAGAGAGGAGAGUUCAGGAAAGUAAAUCAGAAGAAGGGACAGCUGUAGGGCAAAAGAGAUCACUGCCACCCGUUGUGGAGCCAGUCAAUAAGAGAAAUCGAGAGCAAGAGAGCAUCCGGGCCUAUGGAGAAAAAUUCACCAGCUCCAGAGCCAAAACCAUAAAGAGCACACGGAAAACACGCGUUAACAAGUUCUACAAAAAAGGAGAAUUGCUCGGGCAAGGAGGAUAUGGCUCUGUCUACGCGGGGACCCGAUUAUCUGAUGGACUGCCAGUGGCCCUCAAAUAUGUUAAUAAAGAUGAUGAUGAGGAAAUGCAGCUGCCUGGAAUGGAAAAGCCCAUGCCUAAGGAAGUCGGCCUGUUUCAGAUGGUGAACACCCCAUCGACUCAUCCGAACAUCUUGGAACUGUUCGACUGGUUUGACAGACCUGCUUCCUAUGUAAUGGCAAUGGAGCGCCCAGACCCCUGCAAGGACCUGUUCACCUACUGCCAGGAACAGGGGGGUGCGCUGGAUGAGGACCAGGCACGCAGUGUAACCCGUCAGCUGCUGGGGGCGCUAGAGCACUGUCAGAACAACGGAGUGCUGCACCACGAUGUGAAGCCCGAGAACAUCCUUAUACAGACCGACACGAAGGAGAUCAAGCUGAUUGACUUCGGGUGUGGGGACCCACUGAAGGACACCCCAUACACAGAAUUCUCAGGGACCCCCGAAUACUUGCCAGUCGAGUGGUUCGAGAAAGAGCAGUUUCUGGCGGGCCCUGGCACUGUGUGGUCAGUGGGUGUGACUGUAUAUAACAUCGUCACUGGCGACCAUCCCUUCAGUACCUACACCAGCAGGGAAAUGCAGAACGUGGAGUUCUGUGCAGGGGUGUCACCAGUGAUCAAGAACUUCAUUCGGUGCUGCUUAAGGCCCCGGGCAAACGACCGGCCCACCCUGGAGCAGCUACAGCUCCACCCCUGGCUCCAGCAGUCCAGCUGAGACACUGCAGUACAGCGUGUGGAUGCGCCCCAC
Molecule: messenger RNA, 1176 nt
Organism: Anguilla anguilla (European eel)
Lineage: Eukaryota; Metazoa; Chordata; Actinopteri; Anguilliformes; Anguillidae
Product: serine/threonine-protein kinase pim-1-like
Exons: 8
Coding region: 1-1143 (380 amino acids)
Biological process (GO): regulation of mitotic cell cycle; negative regulation of apoptotic process; protein autophosphorylation
Cellular component (GO): cytoplasm
Molecular function (GO): ATP binding; protein serine/threonine kinase activity
Source: RefSeq, a predicted model, not a curated record